CCUACUAUAAAUUCUAUCAAACACUUGCCAUUUCUGUGUGCUCUGUCUCUCAAUUGCAAGAUAUAUUCCAAAUGGCUUCUUCCAGCUUCCAUCUUUUCCUCUUCUUUGUUUUUGCUUCCUUUUCUUUAUCAUACGAGGCGUCGUUGUCGAAGCAAAAGCCCCAAAGCCUAAUAUUUCCCAUCAAGAAAGACAAUGUGACCCUCCAAUACUCUACUUCAUUGGACAUGGGAACUCCUCUCAACUUCUGGGAUGGAGUGAUUGACCUCGGAGGCCAAUCGGUGUGGCUCAACUGUGACAAAUACAACACAUCAACCUACCGCCCAAUUCGGUGUGGCUCAUCGAAAUGCAAGGCCGCCAAGGGCUCUGGCUGUAGCGGCUGCAAUGCACCACGCAGGCCGGGUUGCACCAACAACACUUGUGGUGGCUCCCCUUACAACCCCUUCGAGAACCUGCUAUAUGGUGAAGGGCUUAUCGAGGAUGUCAUGAAUGUGCAUUCCACCGAUGGCAAGUUUUAUUUGCAACAGUCUGAUGUCCCUCAUUUCAUUUUCUCAUGUGCAGAUUCGCCAUCUAUGUUGAAAGGCCUUGCUAAGACUACCAAGGGGAUGGUAGGGUUUACAAGGAAUCAUAUUGCCUUACCUAUGCAGAUAGCAUUGGCACACAAAUUGCCUCCUAAAUUUGCUCUUUGUAUUCCAUCUUCAACUGAAAAUGGUUUUGGGGACAUUUUCAUUGGCGGUGGACCUUACUUUAUGCCUCCUUAUCCCAAUGAUAUGUCAAAGUCACUAUUCACCACUCCUCUCCUCAUCAACCCGGUGAGCACUGCCCCGAUUUAUACGGAAGGAGAGCCUUCAGACGAGUAUUUUAUCGGUGUGAGAUCCAUUAAAGUUGAUGGUAAACUUGUCCCUCUCAACGCUUCCCUGCUAGCCAUCGACAAAAAUGGAGUCGGUGGGACAAAGCUUAGUACCAUAGCCCCUUAUACCAUUUUGCAUACUUCAAUCUAUAAAGCUGUUAUCAAUGAUUUUGUGAACAAGGCUGCAGCUAGGAAGAUCAAGAGAGUGACAUCUGUGAAACCAUUCGGAGCGUGUUUCAGCUCAAAGACCAUCAUGGCUAGCACCAGGACUGGACCGGCUGUGCCAACUAUCGAUCUGGUGCUGCAGAGCAAGAGUAUAUAUUGGAGAGUUUAUGGUGCCAAUUCGAUGGUGAAAGCUGGGAAGGAUGUGUUAUGCUUAGGAUUUGUGGACGGAGGAUCAAACCCGAGGACUUCAAUCGUGUUAGGUGGGCAUCAAUUGGAAAAUAAUCUGAUCGAGUUUGAUCUGGCUUCCUCAAAGCUUGGGUUUAGCUCUUCACUGCUGCUCAAGAACACAAGCUGUUCCCAGUCCAGAAUCUUUUAAAUUAAGGAUUUCUUUUUCCUGUUUUUUUUUUUUUUUUUCCUUCGAAUAAGGAUAUGCAAGGGCAAUUCAAGAUUAAUGCUCAUUUUAUUUAAUAGAAUUCUACAUUAUUUUCAGUUUUAGCCUUUCAAAAUGUAACUUUAUGCUACCAAGUAGCAAUCUAAUAAAAGCUUUCAAUUUGAUGGGAUUAAUUUACUA
Messenger RNA from Cornus florida, 1583 nucleotides. RefSeq names its product probable aspartic proteinase GIP2. The transcript has a single exon. The coding region runs from base 72 to 1388 and encodes 438 amino acids. Lineage: Eukaryota; Viridiplantae; Streptophyta; Magnoliopsida; Cornales; Cornaceae. Gene Ontology annotation, biological process: proteolysis. The record is from RefSeq and is a predicted model, not a curated record. Gene Ontology annotation, molecular function: aspartic-type endopeptidase activity.